AUGAGGGAAUUGUUUCAACAAUCGAUUCAAAUUUACCUUCGACACCGCCGCCCCCUCGUCGGUGUCAAUUUUUGUUGUUUUUACACGAUUUCAAGCAUGGCUUUAUCCACAGUUCAAAUUUUACUUGUCUUGAGUUGGAUGUUUGUAUGUAUUGCAUGUCAGCCUGUGCCAAAAAAUGAACGGAAAAUUGUUUGUUAUUUUUACACAAACCACAAGCCUUAUGAAGGAGACCUUCCCCCAGAACUUAACCCAACUCUGUGCACUCACAUCAUAUUUAUAGGCACUGGUAUUGUUGAUGGCAUUGUCAAACCUGGCAUGCCUUCUGAUAUCAAUAUGUACUAUAAAAAGAUUCCAUUACUGAAGAAAAUAAAUCCCAAAGUCAAAGUGUUGCUCUGCAAUGGGGGAAAUUUCAAUGAUGUUCUUGCUUCUGCAGCUAAUCGAGCAAAGUACAUCAAGAGUGCAUUAGCAUUGCUCAGAAAGUAUGGAUUUGAUGGAUUUGAUUUGGACUUUGAGUUUCCAGCUUGGUAUUUACCCAAAGAACAAAAACAUAACUUCACCUUGUUAGCAACAGAACUGCAUGAUUUGUUUGCUGAAGAAGCAAAAAAGACCAACCAGACAAGAUUGUUACUCACUGCUGCUGUUGCUGCCAUACAAUCAAUAACUGAUGCAUCCUAUGAAGUGCCUGCCCUUGCUAAAGCAUUGGAUUGGAUCAACUUGAUGGUCUAUGAUCUUCAUGCCUUUGCUUACUAUGAUCCUUUCACUGGUUUCAACUCUCCUUUAUAUGCUGAACCUCAUGACAGCCUGAUUUAUGGUAACAGGUCUAUUGUUUAUUCUGGAAAUUACUGGAUCUCAAAAGGGAUGCCCAAAUCAAAAGUGGUGAUUGGAAUUCCUCUCUAUGGACAUUCCUACAAACUUUUGUUUGCAUUUGAUCAUGGCCUACAUGCACCAGCCUCUGAUCGUGGACCUAAUGGUGGUUAUGUUAACUAUCCAGAUAGUUGUCAGCUUUUAAAAUCUGGUGCAACCCGUGUAUUUCAUGAACAUUGCAAAGUACCCUACAUGUACAAAGGCAAGACAUGGAUCAGUUAUGACGAUGAACAGAGCAUUCAAAUUAAGGUUAAUUGGAUUAAAAAGAACGGCUAUCCUGGAAUUAUGAUAUAUAACAUGAAUGCAGAUGAUUAUCUGGGAAAAUGUGAUGGCAAAACUAAAUUUCCACUUUUAAAGGUGGUCAAUCAAUUCAGAAACUGA
Acanthosepion pharaonis is the source of this 1245-nucleotide messenger RNA. The record is from the annotation of a GenBank genome assembly. Lineage: Eukaryota; Metazoa; Mollusca; Cephalopoda; Sepiida; Sepiidae.